Molecule: messenger RNA, 3077 nt
Organism: Centropristis striata (black sea bass)
Lineage: Eukaryota; Metazoa; Chordata; Actinopteri; Perciformes; Serranidae
Product: versican core protein-like
Exons: 13
Coding region: 1-2025 (674 amino acids)
Biological process (GO): cell adhesion
Molecular function (GO): hyaluronic acid binding; calcium ion binding
Source: RefSeq, a predicted model, not a curated record
AUGUCGGUGUCAGGUGGCAAAUUCCACCCAGAAUCAGAGUCCGGCUGUCCAGACCAGUCCAGCCUUGCAGAGAAGAAAUGCACUGUGGCCUCCAAUGCAUUAUCAAUAAUCAGACCAGUCACUGGGUCCCUCUCAGGCAAGGUAAACCUUCCCUGCUUCUUCUCCACCAUCCCAACAUCAGCACCAGUGAUCAGUCCCAAUGGAGUUGCCACUUAUACCAGAGAUUACUUACGGAUCAAAUGGACCAAAAUAGAAGGAGAAGUGGAAUCCACAGUGCUGGUGGCACAAAAUGGCGUCAUCAAAAUAGGCUCCAUCUACAGGAACCGUGUAUCCGUGCCCAGUCACCCUGAGGAUGUAGGCGACGCCUCAUUGACGAUGGUCAAGCUGCGAGCCAGUGAUGCCGGCACUUAUCGAUGUGAGGUCAUGUACGGCAUAGAGGACACCCAGGAUACAGUUAACCUCGAUGUCAAUGGUGUUGUGUUUCACUACCGGGCAAAAGCCAGCAGGUACACUUUGGACUACCAGACAGCCGUCCAAACUUGCCAAGACAUUGGAGCCACCAUCGCUACAUCUGACCAACUGAGAGCAGCCUAUGAAGAUGGCUUUGAUCAAUGUGAUGCCGGCUGGAUUGCUGACCAGACAGUGAGAUACCCAAUCACAAAGCCAAGGGUGGGCUGCUAUGGGAACCUUAAGAGUAAGCCUGGUGUGAGGUCAUAUGGGACCAGGAAACCCACGGACACCUAUGAUGUAUACUGUUACGUAGACAAACUUGAUGGUGAAGUCUUCUAUGCCCCUGUGACCAAUAAAAUGACUUUGGAGGAGGCCAGUGCAGAGUGUAAGAAGAGGAAUGCUGUCCUUGCAACCCCUGGUCAACUCCAUGCUGCCUGGCGACAGGGUCUGGACAGAUGCGACUAUGGCUGGCUCUCCGACGGCAGUGCAAGACACCCUGUUGCAUUACCCAGAAAGAAGUGUGGAGGAGGCCUGCUCGGCGUCAGGACCAUGUACCGCUACAGAAACCAGACUGGCUUCCCAGAACCAACCAAGAAGCUCGGAGCCUACUGUUUUAAAGAAGUUUACAAAUGUUCACAAAAUAUUUGUCUGAAUGGAGGAACUUGCUACAAGAAGGGCAGCAUCUAUACAUGUAGUUGUGCUCCUGGUUACGGUGGUGAUCGCUGUGAAACAGAUGUUGAUGAGUGCCAUUCAAACCCUUGCCGCAAUGGAGGUACAUGUGUUGAUGGGCUGGCUUCCUUUACAUGUGUGUGCCUCCCAAGCUACUCUGGGCAGUACUGUGAGGAGGAUACAGAAACAUGUGACUACGGCUGGCACAAGUUUCAGGGCCACUGCUACAAGCACUUCCCCCACAGAAGAAACUGGGACACAGCAGAGAGAGAGUGUCGCAUGCACGGGGCUCAUCUCACCAGCAUCCUCUCUCAUGAGGAGCAACAAUAUGUCAACAAACUUGGACUUGACUACCAGUGGAUUGGCCUGAAUGAUAAGAUGUUUGACAGUGACUUCCGCUGGACUGACGGCCGCCCUGUGCAAUAUGAAAACUGGAGGCCCAACCAGCCUGACAGCUUCUUCUCUUCCGGCGAGGACUGUGUUGUGAUGAUAUGGCACGAGGACGGCCAGUGGAACGAUGUUCCUUGCAACUACCACCUCACCUUCACUUGCAAAAAGGGCACAGUGGCCUGUAACCAGCCCCCUCUGGUGGAGAACGCACACACCUUUGGUAAGAAGCGUGAGAAGUAUGAGAUCAACUCGCUGGUGAGGUACCAGUGCCGGUCAGGGUUUAUUCAGAGGCACGUCCCAACUAUCCGUUGUCGUGGGAAUGGACUAUGGGAUAGCCCUAAGAUCACCUGCAUGAACCCAUCGAGCUAUCAGAGGACUUUUAUCAGAAGACAUCAACACACCACUCUCUACAGCAUUAAUAACUUCAAGAGAUGGCCAGAUGAGACCAUCCGUUUUCACAGUCCGCUCUACCGGGGAAGAAGAGACAGGACUGAACCAAAGUGGAAGAGACAGUAAUUGCCAUGUAACAUGGCACAGCUUCCCUGGGACAAGAACACAUGGCUGAUGCUUGUGCGGAAAGAGAAAAAAAAAAGAUUCCCCAAGGAAAAAGCACAAGAGAAAACUCAUCAAACAAACCAAGAGGAUAACCUGCAGUUUUCUUGCAUUUUGGAUGACGACGGAAUCCUAUGAAGUGCCUUUUAAAAAGAUGUUGAAACAUGACUUUUCUUAUCAUGGGGAACUGUUUUAUAACAAUGCCAAUGUGGAAAAAAUACUUUCAGCUGGCUACUGGAAAAGCAAAAAGUACACUUAUCAUUCUUUUUCAAACUGCGGAAGUUUUUUUUUGUGUCCUUAGCUUUUCAAAUAAUACAUUCAUGACUGUUGUCUAAUACCUUAGUACACCAUCUGUGCUAUUUAAAAUCACCAUAAGUGUUCCUUAUUCAUAGAAAACAAGCUGUUGUGAAAUUAUAGCGCUUAUGUUAUGUAAAGGAAUCCAUUAUGUUGUUGUGCUGUUUUAAGCUGGACUUCGAUUUAAUGAGCAUGCAUGCAUAUGCAUUUAUAUUGAAGUCCUCAAACUUUUAACUAUGUUUAUUUUAUUUCAAGACAUCCAAGUAUUCAGAGCAGAACUGGCAAUAUCUGAUCAUACAAUGAACUGAUAAUUUACAUUAGCAGAAUGUUAUACACAUGUUAUUUACAUACUUACAGAACUGUAAACCUCUCUAAAGAAUCUUUCUACAGUCAUCAAACCUAAUCACUAUGAUUUUUUGCUUUGCUAAAAGGAGUUAUUUAGAUUUCAGAUUAACAAUACACCCGUGUCUUGGUAAAUUUGACCAAAUUGCUCAAUUAACUGCUGGAGACCUUCUUUGUGGUAGCACCUAAGUACUAAAUGACCACCUUUCAUUAGCUCCAGCCGUCGAUGGAUGUUAUCAAUGUCUCGUCCAGAUAAAUGUUUGUGGAUAGAUUUCUAUACAAAGGUAUUUCUAAAAAAAUAAUUCAAAUGGAUAUUUCUUUUGUGUGAUUUUUUGCAGAUUAAUAUGGGAGAUUUCACUCUAAUUAGUUACAGACAAAGC